AUGGAUCUUAUCUAUUCGAUCCCAACGAUAUUCUUGAUCCUAUCCCUGGCUGUCUACUAUUUCCUACGCCGUCAACAGGAACUAUGGCUCCGGUUAGGCCUUCCAGUGGCUGUCCGACCGCAUCUGCUGUUCGGAAAUUUGCGUGGAAUUGGCCAAACGGAACACAGCUGCUAUCUCAUGCAACGGUUGUACUGGGAGUUCAAACGACAAGGUCUGAAACUGGGAGGUUUCAUGAGUUUCAUUCAACCGGCGAUUUUGAUCGUUGAUCCGGAGUUGGUGAAGUGCAUCUUGGUGAAGGAUUUCAACAACUUCCACGAUCGGGGGAUUUUCUCGGAUACGGUCGGUGAUCCACUGAGUGGUGGACUGUUCAACUUGGAAGGUUUCCAGUGGAAAACGAUGAGACAGAAGCUUACACCGGCCUUCUCAUCGGGCAAGAUGAAGUAUAUGUUCGGUGGAGUGAUAAAUGUGGCACAGGAUCUGAAGAAAUUUAUGGCGGAAAAUUACCACAGGGAUGAUUUGGAGAUAAAGGAUGUACUGCAGCGGUUCACGAUGGAUGUGAUAGGCCGUGUGGCUUUCGGAAUUGAAUUUAGUGCGACAAAAAAAUCCGAUUCCGAGUUCAAGAGAAUGGCCACCAAAGCUCUCGAUUUUGAUGUCACUCAGUUAUUGAUACUAUUCCUUGGAGGACGCUACAAAACAUUGCUGAAGAACCUAGGUGUUAAACUGUUACCCAAGGAUGUGACGAAAUUCUUUAUGGAACUUGCCCGUAAUACCGUGGCUUUGAGGGAAAAUAGUGGAUUAAAGAGAAACGAUUUUAUGGAUCUGUUGUUGGAGAUUAGAGACCAAGGAAAAGUCACGCGUGAAGAAAUGACGAUUCGUGAAAUUGCCGCGCAAUGUUUUGUAUUCCUCACGGCUGGAAUCGAGACAUCAUCGGCGACGAUGAAUUUUUGUAUGUACGAGUUGGUCAAAAAUCUCGACAUACAAGAAAAGUUGAGAUUGGAAUUUGAGGACUCGAUUGCUAGGAGCAACGGUGAAUUAACUUAUGAAGCUUUAAUGUCAAUGGAACUGCUGGAUCGAGUCGUUAGCGAAACUCUGCGAAAAUAUCCUCCAUUGGAUAAUUUGAUUCGUGUCUCCAGCACGGCUUAUACCAUUCCGGACACGAAGUUAACAGUACCGGCAGGUACGGCUUUCCAGAUACCAGUCUAUGCAAUGCACCAUGAUCCGGAGUAUUUUCCGGACCCGGAUCGUUUCGAUCCGGAACGAUUCAGGUCAGAAAUUGUCCGGACGCGUCCCUCAUACUGCUAUCUACCGUUCGGAGCUGGUCCUCGUAACUGCAUUGGAUUACGCUUCGGGCUGAUGCAAACCAAAAUAGGCUUGGUGACGCUGCUGCGGGACUUUCGAUUCUCAGAAAACGCUAGGACUCACUCCAAGUUGGCGUUUGACCCGACAAAGUUUCUGCUGGCACCUCAAUCGGGAAUGUAUUUUAAGAUCGAACCCGUACGAACGUGACGCGGAACUGAUACACGCUCAUUUGAUGAGUAUAUCAAUUAUACAAUUAUUAUAAUUGCAUAUUUUAAGUAGUGUUAAUUAUAGCUACAUGAGAAAGACAUCUCAUUUGUGUAUUUCUAUC
Molecule: messenger RNA, 1627 nt
Organism: Malaya genurostris
Lineage: Eukaryota; Metazoa; Arthropoda; Insecta; Diptera; Culicidae
Product: probable cytochrome P450 6a13
Exons: 2
Coding region: 1-1506 (501 amino acids)
Molecular function (GO): heme binding; monooxygenase activity; iron ion binding
Source: RefSeq, a predicted model, not a curated record